This is a messenger RNA of Lutzomyia longipalpis, 12668 nucleotides long. RefSeq names its product E3 SUMO-protein ligase RanBP2-like. The record is from RefSeq and is a predicted model, not a curated record. Bases 146 to 12301 code for a protein of 4051 amino acids. Gene Ontology annotation, molecular function: protein binding. Lineage: Eukaryota; Metazoa; Arthropoda; Insecta; Diptera; Psychodidae. The transcript is spliced from 14 exons. Gene Ontology annotation, biological process: intracellular transport.
GUUUCUCCAAUGAAAUGCUCUUGCAAAAGAAAUCCAACGCCGUGAUAAUUUUGUGAAAAUUUAUUGGCUUUUUGCACGGGAAAUACAGUGAAAAAGUGAACUAGGACUCUUUUAUUGUGUUUGUGAAGAAGCAGGGUUCGUGAAAAUGUUCACAACCAAAAAGGAUAUUGAUCGGCACGUGCGGACGGCGUUUUCGAAGCUACGCACGGAAAAUGAGAAAAAUCUACGAGGAUACACCGCCGCAAAGAUGUACUACAAAAUCGGGGAGUAUCAGAGUGCUCAACACUAUGUCUCAGCAUACAUUUCCGUGAAGAAGGACAACGCAGCUGCGUACCGACUUCUCGGGAAGUGCUGUGUGCACCUGAAAAAGGUCGAGAAUGCCCUUGAGGCAUACCAAAAGUCCAUCCAGUUGGACCCCAAUCAACCAGAUCUUGUCGUCGAAGUUUCCAAAGUACUUCUGUCAGAUGAAUCUAACCUCAAUUCCAGCAAGAUUAAAUUUUGGGAGGAUCUUGUGAUGCGCUACAGCGCCUUUCCGGACGAGUCUGUGCUCAAUUUACGCUUCAAACUUAUGUCUCGAAGUAAUUCCAGCGAACUUGUUGAGGAUGUUUUAGUAAAGGAAAUCAUGAAGAAGCCACUGGAUGUGAAUCUCCGGAUCCGUUUACUUAAGCAACUUCUAGAGAAGAAAAAGGUUGCCGAGGCUUUCAAGUAUGUCAAUGAUAUCGAAAUCAAGCAUCACAGUCACUUUGUUCAAUCGCUGGAGUGGUACAAUACGGUAGCCCUAGUCUUGUCCACAUAUAAACUAACGAACGAAACAAAUUCUGUGAUCACCAACAAAGACUUCUGCUGUCUGUACUUGAAUGCCCUCGAGAGGCAGAUCUAUCUCAAUCUGGUGGCUGAUUCAGCUCUUUCAUCCGUGAGGAGUGGCAAUUUAGUCGAAUGCGUCCGGAUACUCUUUGAACUCGAUCAGUUUCUCUAUCAGUUCUCCCAAGCUAAUAUCGAUCUCCGAGCAGAGGUGGGAAUUCAGCUGGUUAACUAUUUCCGCGGGCAAUUGUGCCUCCAUACGGCAACUUUGCUCUUCAAGCGUGACUUUACUGGCAAUGAGUGGCAGGAUGCUAUAAAGUGCAGCCUUGUGCUCCUUCUACAUGCCUACCAGUGUGGAAUUCUCGAAAUUCCAGACACAAUGGUGCGUCAGGUGCCUGAAGUGAUGAAACAUCUUAUGGAUCAAUGGCAGAAUCAGAGUGCAUUCAGAUGCCUCCAAGCGGGAAGGACUCUUCUAUCGACUUAUGAUGAACAACGUGGACGUCCCUCUAAAGCGUCAGAUCGAUCACAACAGCUUCCUUAUGGCAAUCGCGAAGAGCUCCUCAUGAAUAUUCGCGGUAAAUGUUCAAAUUCAUCAUGGAAGCAGGGAUUGUUUAAGUUACUAUUCAAAGCGAGUGAUCAAAUAAGCGCCAUCGGUACAUCCUAUCUCACUACAUGCGCUUCCCUAACUGAACCACUGUAUGAACUCCCUACUGCCAAUCACGUGGAGUCAAAUGAAAAGGCAUCGAGUCUGCUGAAUCCCUUCUCGCUGGCACAUCAGGUGUACGUUAGGCUAAAGACAAACACUCUUUGGGAGUGUGAUUUCAACGGAUUUGAGUGUCUCAAUAUGUCCAUGUCAAAUUUAAUCAACUGUGCUCCGUCAACACUCAACCAAUUGGACGUGGAAUCAUUCCUGUAUGCUGUUGUUAUUCAGACAAGGCGAGAGCUUGAAUUGGUGCAGUGCCGAAAUCAAUUGGGUCUACCAGGUGUGCUACCUUUUGCGAAUGUUAUGGGAAAAAUGUGUUCAGAUGAUCAGGCAAAUUGGUGGACAGCUGCUUAUAAAAUUACGACUAAUGGAACAGCUGAAGAUGUACCGAAAAUCCGAUCAACAGUUCAGGAUGGACUAGAAGUGAUUCGAUGUGUUGGGAAUCCGCGAAUGGAUGCGAUGAUCGCACUGAAAGUUGGGCAAACACUCCAAGAUCGCCUCGAUCGCACUAAAAAGUCCGCAGAGAGGAAUUACAUUGAGAAUCGUGUGGAAAUCUUCUAUAGAUACGCUGUAAGGCAGCUCAAAAGGUAUCCCAAUGGAAGUGUUGUCUCCACCAGGAAACUCUUCAAGUACACCCCAUCGCCAGAACCAAAUCCGCAUGAUGAUUUAGAUGUGGAACUUCUGGCAACGAAUGCCGUUAACUUCCUGGGAAAACUCUACAUUGAGCGUGAGCGCUAUGAGGAGUGUGUGGAAGAACUUAAUGAAUCAAACAUAGAAGGUGCUGAUUUUUUUGUUGGGGAAGCAAAUAAAAAACUGGCUGCAUCAAAGACACCACAGCGUGAGAGCACCACGACAGCUUCCGGUGAGUGUUCUAGCAUUGAUAGCAAUUACAUUAAGCGAUUGGUACAAGCAGAAGUGAGGAAGAUACAAAUGCAAAUGACACGUUCGCAUGAGGAGUCUGAAUAUGAUUUCCUGUCGGACGAAGAUGCUCUUCAUGGUGAAAGUGGCUUUAGUCGGCCACGUAGAUCUGUUCUUAGUGACAAUACCCAGCAAUUGCAGCUGAUUCAGCAGAUGACGACACUCUUGAGUAAUUUGCAGUUGGAUUUCAGUGAGGUUAAGAAGGAGUUGUGCGAUGUAAAGGGACAACUAGCUACGCUUCAAGAAACAGUGGAGACGAAGGUGAUACACAAGGAUUCAGCUGCUAGUGUUCUCGAAGAUAUCUAUCGGCUCGAUGAUGAAGAGACUCGUCGACAGCAGGAGUUGUCUUCAGCCGUACCGACGGAUUACUUUGGGAACUUGUACAAUGCUGGCUACCCAAUGUACGGAUACUAUCCCGGAGUUAGUGGAUCAGCUGCUCAAUUGCUGCAGCAACAGUUGCAGAGGAAUGUCGCUAUGGGAUUGCAUCAAAUUCCCACAACUGUAUCCGGUGGUGUGAAUCUAUACCCGGAUGCAGCAUCCCUUGCAAUUAACCCACAAUCACCACAGAUCCUUCAGCGACAAAUCUUUGACUCAACUAUGCGCCUUCAACAAUCGCUGGCUGAUCAGGCAUCCACAGCUCAACUACUCUACCCUGGAGCAACUUCAGCGGCAGCAAAAGUCCAGCCAAACUCAUCAUUCAUCACUGGAACUACAUCUGAUCAGUACAGUAUGGCAAAUUCUGUGGUGAAGACGUGGAAUAGCACCUUCAACAAUGCACCCGUUGAGAAACUUCCUCCGGUUAAUGUUGUUAUCACAAGUUCAGAUCCUCUUCCCACACACACCACUAUCUCUGCAGCUCCUCCCCUCCUCAGUGUAACAAUUCCACCGCAACACAUCAAACAGAGUGCCGUUGUUCCUGAACUAUCCGCAAUAACCCCACCAAAUGUUGAUCCAACUCAGAAAUCACAUGAAGAAACACAUUCUUCGGAGUCAGGAGCCCAAGAUGAUGCAGAACUCAGGGCGUUAAAGGCGUCAGAUGAAGAGGGUGAAAUUGUUCGUUUCUCCGGGGCGGCAAAACUCUUCCAUUCACAGGAAAAGGAACUCAUUGAGUGCGGUCUUGGAGAUUUGAAGAUUUUCCAGAAUAAGAAAGACCUUAAGAAGUACCGUAUUUUCAUGCGACGCGACCAAGGCAACAAAGUCUGUGCCAAUCAUGUCAUUACACCAGAAAUGGAAAUUACCUCAGUAAAGAAUAAGGAUAAAUCUUUCAGCUGGACUGCAACCGAUUUAGUUCAAGGAACUUUGCGUUCUAUCAAAUUCUUCGUAAAGUUCAAGACAUUGGAAUCUUCGACAGAGUUUAAGAAUGCUUUUGAGAAAGUUAAGAUUGAACUGGGGAUGAAAGAAGCACCCAAGGAUAUGUCACAGGACAAGUCACAGAUUACUGCGAAUCCUCUUACCAAGGCAGUUACCUUCAACUUUGGUGGUUUCAACACAAAUUCAGUAACGUCAACAGUCAAUUCUGAGGCAGACGAUAAGAAAAUUGGCCCAAAUCCCUUCAGUGGGUUCACAUUUGGAAAGGCCAAUGAUGGGGAAGGUGAGAAAAAGUUUCCCAAUCUCUUCAGUGGCUUCACUACAAGUGGAGGCGACAAAAACAGCAGCGCACUGGGUGAUUCUCGUGUGGAUACAUCACUCAAUAGAUCUGGAGAAGGGGAGGAGGAUGAGUAUGUGUCAACAGCUCAAUUCCAGCCAGUUAUUCCACUCCCAAAGCUUGUUGAUGUGAAAAGUGGGGAAGAGAAUGAAACUGUUUUGUUUGAGCAUCGUGCAAAGCUCCUCAGGUUCGACAAGGAAGCUAAGGAAUGGAAGGAACGAGGAAUCGGUAAUAUGAAGGUACUCGUGAAUGCAGCAGAUGUGAGCAAAGUGAGGCUUUUAAUGCGACGAGAGCAAGUUUUUAAGCUUUGCUGCAACCAGAUGAUUACGGAAGAUUUGAAAUUCACAAAAAUGCCCAAUACCGAGAGUGCCCUCAGUUGGUAUGGGCAAGAUUUCUCAGACAACGAAGUUAAAACAGAGAUGUUUGCCAUUAGAUUCAAGACUGCAGAAAUCUGCAAGAAUUUCCACGAUGCAGUCCUCAAGGCACAAGCUGGUAUAAAAGGUGGUGACAAAGGUCCAACAGAGAAGAAGGAAACUGAUCUUGUUGCGUCACUCAAGGCUGGCUUUGGUGAUGCCUUCAAGCCAAAAACUGGCCAAUGGGAAUGCAAAGAAUGCCUCUUGCGCAAUGCAGCUGAUGUGUCUGAAUGUGUUGCCUGCCAGAGUCCAAAGGAAACAGCAACGGCAAAGAAUAACACCAAAGGGUGGCCAUCCAAUUUCUGUGUUCCUCCACCUGAUACAACAACCAAGGCUCCUGCUGCAGAGCCUACAGUUGGAUUUGGGGAUAAAUUCAAACCCAAAGCAGGCACGUGGGAAUGCAAAGGAUGCUUCAUCUUUAAUCAAUCCGAUGCUCUGUACUGUGUCGCCUGCGAUAGUCCUAAAGAUGACACGGUACCCAAAAAGAAUCAAGGCUUGGAUUUAACGACGCAAUCGAAAUUCGUCUUUGGAAUGCCACCAACCACUACAAGUUCUCCAGCUAUAUCGAUUCCGGCAACGACAGCAUCUACAACAACUGCACCACCAGCUGUGUCAACCUUUACCUUUGGCAUCAAGUCCACCACAACAACGGGAAUUCUCUCCAGUACAUCCACAUUCUCAUUUGCCCAAACUCCCGCUAAUCAGGAACAAGUUAAAGCCGUAGAAAAGACCCCAGAGAAGCCAGAGAUCUCGCUGCAGCGAAAGGAUACGUUCAGUUUUGUCUUUACACCCAAAAGUCCAGGAAAGGUUAGGAGUCCCACCAAGUCAACGCCCGGAAAAGAUGGUCAUGCAUCUGAUGAAGAGGGAAUUGUUGAAGAGGAGAACAACACCUAUUUUACACCUGUUAUCCCGCUUCCUGAAAAGAUUGAAGUAAAGACUGGCGAGGAGAAUGAAGAUGUCUUGUACACACAUCGUGCAAAAUUGUAUCGCUUUGCGGAUAAGGAAUGGAAGGAGCGUGGUACGGGUGAUGUGAAAAUCCUCAGAGAUAAGACUACAAAAGUACUUCGUGUCCUGAUGCGGCGUGAACCAAUCCUAAAGAUUUGCCUCAAUCACCGUCUCACGGAGGAUAUUGAGUAUGAGAAGAAGGAUGACAAGUCCUGGCACUUUGUCGUAAAGGACUUUAGUGAGGGUGAAUUGGAGCUUACACAGCUCUGCUUGAGAUUCAAGACGCCAGAAAUUGCAAAGGGAUUCCGUGACGCUGUACAGAAAGCUCUUGGUGGUGACGCAGAAGCCCUUCCCAACGGUGGACAUGGAGGAGCAACGGAGGUUAAGGUCAAUGGUAAAUUGAGCGUAGAGAAUGAGGAGGAGGAGAAAUUGCGUAAGGACUUGAAACUUCCGGAAAAGUUCUUUGAGUACAAGACAAAAGCAGAGUGCAGUGGUUGUCGAGGGUGCAAAUCUGAUGAUUUCAUCUUCCCUGUCAUUGAGAAUAUAAACUUGGAUCUUGUGGAUGAAAAACCCAUUCCGCUUAAGCAACCAGAUAUCCCGUCGGCUCUUCUCAAGCCAAAACCAAUGGGAUUCCUUGAUAAAGCAUCUGUGGCACCUCCAACAACUCAGCAAUCGUCAUUCAUUUUCGGUGGAGCGAAAUCCUUCUCAUUUGGUCAGCCACAAUCGAUAUUUGCUCCUACUUUUGGUGAUAAUAAGGCAACCACUACUGCCAGUACAGCCUUAACUACAACCACAACAACGGCAUCAUCCUUCAAUGUUCCAUCAGUGGAGACACAGAAGAAUAUCUUUGGAACACCUGCAAAGUCCGGAGAGAGUAUUUUCAGUGGAUCAACAUUCUCCUUUGGGGGUACUUCGGUUUUCGGUGGCAAUACCUUUGCACCCAAGACUACUGAUGGAGGAGACACAAAGCCCUCAGUAACAGCAACUACUGCAUUCACUUUCCAAACACCUGCGGUGACAUCUUCGGAGAGUAGUGGUACAAUCUUUGGUGGGACAGGCAGUGUGGCGUCAACGUUCAGCUUUGCAACAACUGGUAAAAAUUUGUCAACACCAUUUGAAGGUAGCAAAAUCUUUGGUGGAGGAGCUACAACAGUAUUUGGACAGAAGACAGAUGAGAAGGCAACUGAUGAAAAGAGUGGAGCACCCAAAAGUGAUGCAUCGACGACAUUUAGUUUUGCCCAAUUGGCCAAAAGUCCUGAGAAACCCGCAGUUGAGGUGGGCAAAGAUAUUCUAAAGAUGGAUGAAAAUCUGUCUUUUGCCAGUCUCGCUAAAGCUGGAGGAGCUGCUAGUGAUUUCUUAACGAAGGAAACGAAGGAGGGCAAGACUGGAUUCUUCGGAUUAUCAUAUAGUGAUGAUUUCAGGCAUUUUGGUGGCUCAGCUGCCGCAGCUAAAAGUGGCGGAGAGAAUGGUACGGGAAAUGAUGAUUCCAACUAUGAUCCUCACUAUGAGCCACUCAUCCCACUGCCGGAUGAAAUUAAAGUAUCUACGGGUGAGGAGGAGGAAAUUUUGCUGUUCAACCAAUUUUCCAAUCUCUAUCGUUUUGAUUUCACAAACAAGGAGUGGAAGGAGAGGGGAACUGGCUACAUGAAGAUUCUACAUCAUCCCGUAAAGGGAACUUAUCGUUUUGUUAUGCGCCGAGAUCAAGUACACAAACUUGUGCUCAAUCAUGCAAUUACAGCUGAAUUUAACAUCGCCCCGAUGAAUAAGACCGGAAGGUCCUUCUGUUGGGCAGCCGUGAAUUAUGCUGAGGACCCGGCACAGACGGAGAAUUUGGCUAUUCGCUUCAAAACGGCAAACGUUGCGACUGAUUUCGAGAAGGUGGUCAAUGAAUGUAUUCAGAAACUAAAGGAAAAGGGUGAUCUCGAACCCGAGGAGGACUUGUCACAUCCAGUUGACGGAGUGGCUCAGAUACUCGAGGAUGGCGCCAUACAUUCCCUCAUUUCCGGCGAUGACGGCAUAGUGGAGAUGGAGCAGGAAGUCAUUACGGAGGACAUGGGUGCGAAUGAAGUGGUGGCAGAUACAAUUGAGCACAUGGACAUUGCCUAUGUGGAUCAUCACAAAGAUCUGCCCAGGAGCAAGAUUAAUAACUACGAUGCGGAAGAAGUUGAGAAAGUUCCACAAAAAUUCACUGUAAAAUCCCAAAUGGAGCCCCAAAUUAAAACCUACGCCAUUAAACGUCGUGAAAACGUUCCCAGCGAUAAGUCCUCGGGUGCGGGCACAGAAAAUUCAUCCACAGCAAAGGGGCAGAAUAACAAAAUGGUGCUCGUUAAGUUGAUGCCCAAGUUUGAGGUGUCAGACGCACCUGCCACGGAUGCACCUGCUGAGAAAAGUAGCGUGGCAAAGAACGACUUGGGUAAGGGAGUGAAAGUCACCGAGGACACGGAGGAGGAUGAGAAUGAGGGGACUGAUGAUGAGGGUGGGGUGAGUAAGACAAAGAUUAAGCGUGAAAUGAAACAAUUGCAAAAAAUGAUGAAGAACUCCAAGGUUCUCACGGACUUCAUAAACGAUGGCAAUCAUGCGCGUCAGAGAAAGUCACGUAAAGCUCAGAAUCUUCGGGGUGGCAAGCGGCAGCAACGUGGAAGAAGUCUCUCUGUCAUUGGGGAGGCAUCUGCGGAUUUGCGAUUAAAUUUUCUGCGAAAGUCUACGGGAAAUGAGGAGUUGGGGGGUAUGCAGAAAAGAUCGAACAUGCGAUCGCAAAAUGCAGAAUUUACCCUAAAGCAGCAGAGAUUUCUCAGUCGUAUUCAGCGCGAAGAGGAGGAGGAGGAAGAUGGCGAAGAUGACGAUGAAGAGGAGGAUGAGAAAGAAAUGGACGAAUUGUCCGACAACUCGGAGAAUGAGAGCAAUGAGACAAAGAGUCUCAAGUGCACAAGUGAAUACAACGAUUCUAUCCCCAUUGUUAAGCUCUCAAACUUGGUGAAACCGCCAAAGGAAAUCACCAACAAUGCUGAUAUUUUGCAGGAGGAUUCUGAUUUCUUCUGCUGGCGAUGCCAUGGAGAGAGUGUUAAUCUGUCGUGCAGCAAGUGUGUCCGAUCAUAUCACACAAAGUGCAUAAAGCUAGCCCAGGGAAGUAUCCAGAAUCCCAAUUCCUGGGAAUGUCCAGAGUGCGUACAAUUGACUGAAACGUCUUCCAGUAGCAAUAUAUCUGUAGAUCAAUUGUCGACGCUUCUCAUGUUUGCCUGGAAUCGAAUGACACAGCUGCAGAAGACUACAGAGGUUGUGGAUAAUUUCAAUGGGCAGAGCCUGAAAAAGUGUGAGUCAUAUAUAAAGAAUCGCGUCACAUUGGCUGAUCUCAAAUCCAACAUACGGCAGAAGAAGUACAAGGCUACGCAUGAAUUCAUGACGGAUGUGAAGUGGAUACUGCACAACUGCUAUGUCUACUACACGUGCGUCACGCCAUUCGAUAUGAAUCUACUGAAGGUGGUGAAGAGUCUCGUGAGGGUGUGCAAGCAGGAGAUGAAUGAGAUUGAGACGUGCUCAGAAUGCUAUUACAAUGCAAAUACACAGAAAGAUUGGUUCGUUGAGGUUUGCACAAAGCCACACAUUUUGCUGUGGGCGAAACUCAAGGGGUUCCCCUACUGGCCAGCCAAGGGGAUGGCAGUCAAUGGCACAACGUCUGUCGAUGUGAGAUUCUUUGGGGCCCACGAUAGAGCGUGGGUGCCAAUAAAAGAGUGUUUUCUGUAUUCGGAAAAAAAUCCAAGUCAGGGUAAGACGAAGCGAAACAACAUUGAGCGGUGCAUAAAGGAAAUAGAUGUGCACAUUGCUAAGAUAAAGGAUAAAUUUGGGGAAUUUCACUAUCCUGAAUUUAGAACGCCUUACGAUCCACAGAAUGAGAUAAAGCAGCUACAAUUGAUGAUACCAUCGUACAUGUGUGACAAGAAAAACCUCGCAAAGGUGCUAAACCCCAAAAUUCCUCCAACAACUACCACCAGUACGAGUCCCAAGAAUAAUCUCACAUACAGAAUUAUCAAGACGGCAGACAAUAAUCUGUCAAUAGCACCGGUUGUGAAGAAAUCCGAGCCAAUUAAUGGGAUGGUGAGUGUGAAGAAGGAAGAAGAGCGUGGAGUUGAGAAGCAAGAGCCGAAGGAGGAGAAGAAUCCUCUGCCUGAGGUGAAACCCACAAAAAUUGUCAUAAGUCGGAAGAAGUAUGUAGAUGCGUUGGCAUCGCAAAUUCCGGCAAAGACAAUUUUGGAAAGUAAAUCAUAUCAGACCGUUAAGAAGCCACCGGCGACUACGAGUGGUGCUGUUGAACAACGAAAAGUCGACAGUGUGAUUAUCAAGAGAAAGUCCUCAAAUUGGAAUGCAGUACCUUCGAAAAAGUCAAGGGCAUCCAGUGAAGAGGUGAGCAAUGAUACGAAACAGAAGGAUGUGGCUGAGCAGCAGGUAUCUAGCUCAGAUGAUUUGGUGAAGAUGAAAGAAAGCAAUAAGAUGAGCAAUAGUAGUAGUAGUAGUAGUAGUAGUGUAGGUAAGAAGACGUCAGAGAAUGGUCCGGAUCCCAUAGCAGGACCUUCGCGAGUUAAGACUCCACCUGAUUCGACAAAGCAGAAAAAAGUUGAGGAAAAGGAGUCAGAGGAAGCAACAAAGAGCAGAGCUAAGAAGAGACCUUCCGAACGGAAGGAUGAAUCUUCGGAAUCAGAUGUCAAUUCUUCCCAAUCAUCGAGCACCCCACUGAGUGAUUGCAGCUCAACAUCGACAAUCACGAAGAAGCCCAUUGUCAUCAGUACGGGAAAUUUGUUUGACAAUGAAGAGAUUCGCUUUGAACAAUCCACGUCGAAAACACGCGAAAAUGAUGCUUCAAUCAUGGACACGGCAUUGAUAUCCCUUCCGCAGAUCAGCAUAAUACGGAACAAAGCGUCAACAAGUUCCAAUUCGGAGGACAAGAAAACCAAUCAAGAAUCUUUGAAUGCCCCGUCAUCUUCAUCCUGCGACAGGAGCCAGAAUGAAGUAACAACAACUGAAACGAAAAAAGGAAGCCCUUCUCCGCCAAAGGAGACCAUCCAGGAAAUCCGACGAAGGACGAGAAGUAGCAAUUUUCCAACAUCAAAUCCCACCGUAAAUGCCGCCAACACAGUGAAGAAGGAUCGUGAGGUGGGUGCAAAGGAGAAGGACACUCAGCCAACUUCGAAUGAAGUUUCCAGCAAGAGUGGGCAAGUGGAGGAUGAAAAAAAGGAUUCCACCGUACAGACUAAAUCCAAAACAUCUCGCGGGAACUCCUUCCAACAAGAGUCCACGGAGAAGAACUUAGUUAAUUCAUUGAGGAGGAGCAGUAGAAAAAUCUCGCGGGAACCCGAAUCUGUCUUGCAGCUGGACAAAGUAAUAGAUCUCGAGAUGGAGGAGAUUCGAAUAAAGUCCGAACCAGUCUCAGAUACGGAAGAAUCCCGACCCUCAUCUCGAUCCCAUGAAUCUCAAAGUGAUAAAGUUGCUGCGACAGGACGUAUUGGGAGGAUGCGUGGAAAAUUGCAACAUCGACCCUUUGUGGCUCGUUCAGGCUUUUUGAGUGCGGCAGAGCGAAAUCGCAAGGCAGCUCUGAGGAAGUUUGGUGCAGAUAAAAUUCCACGGGCACGAAAGAGCUUCCCCACCAGCCUACGGACACAUGUUGGAACGAUGAAUAAUCUCCAAAAUAUGAAUAGUAUGGUCUACAUCCCGAUGGAUUCUUCACUUAAACGCUUAGACAUGGACUCAUCACCAGGACCAGUUCCUCCUCUUGCCGCCGUUGUUAAGGCCCCUACUUGCACAGCAUCCACAUCUUCCGCCUCAUCCCAGGGAUGUACGAAUUCUUCCAACCUGCCAAUUCCACCGUUGGUUCCUACCACAAAAGUUGCACCAUCUCAGCAACCACAACACAUACUCACCGGCGUUGUAACAGCGAGUCUGGCCAAUGCCAUCACGGACACCAUUGUCCGGGGUCCACCGAAACUUAUGGCAAAACCCACAGGCACCCUCCGUUCUGAAGGCGAUGUCAUCUUCCCCUCCGAAGCUGGUCCAGCAUGCCAAUUGCUGACCGAAAAUGCCCAUAAGAUGACUGACUUUUUUAGGUCUGUGAUAGAAGACACUCUGGGUGAUUUGGCUAGCAAUGGAUGCCUCGAUGCCAAGGUGAAAAUGAUGGAAUUGGAAAUUGAAAAGCUCAAAUAUGCUCAUAAAACGGAAAUUACUCAACUGAAGAAUAGUACAGAUUUGAUUCUGUGCGAGAUGAAGAAUAGUAUCGAAUUGGAGAAGACACGUGUGAUAAAUGAGACAAGGAAGCAGUGCGAGAUUGAACGGAUACGUGCUAUUGAGGAGACAAAGAAGAAGCAAUGGUGUGUUAAUUGUGGUAAGGAGGCACAAUUUUAUUGCUGCUGGAAUACUUCCUACUGUGACUAUCCGUGCCAACAGCAACAUUGGUCACGGCAUAUGACUACAUGUGCCCAAAAUGAGAGCAACAAUGCUGAGAACAAAUCAUCACAAAAAAAUCACAAUCGAUCGACGAAUCAAACAGUGGGUGGAUCGAAGACAAAAGAAGCAAAUGUACGGAAUAUUAAUCCAGUUAGUGGUCGCAAUUCCACAGGGAAGAACUUGAAUUCGGGACAACGGCCGGCUACAACGACAAGCUCAUCACCUUGCUAUGCCCUUGUACCCAAUCGCCAUGGCCACGGAUGGGAGAUGGUGAGCGGAACGCAGGCAAAUUCGCUCCUCCCAUCAUCAAUGGUACUGAAUCAACAGACUGCCACUAUGAUGUCAGGCUCUGUAGCCCCAUCGUCUGCAUCUCCACAUGUGACUGGCUCCAGUGCUAUGCUCGAUGGUCUUAUGAUCACGCAGGACACGUACUUGGCGAAAAAAUGAAAGCAAAAGAGUAACUUUUUUGGCUCUAUUAAAAAGAAAUUAAUGUUGCUUCAAUGUAAGAUGAAUUACUAUUUUUUCAACAAUUUUCAUCAGUUAAUUUUAUAGAAAAGAAAACUUCUGUAUAAUGCUGAAGGAAAGAAAACAAAUUUUUAUGAAAUAUUUUUAAUUUCAUCCCUAUUUUUUGUACAAUUUAAAAUUGAAAUUAAAACUUAUAUACACACCUACAAUUCAGGCAUAAAUUUUUUGCUAAAAGGUUUUAAUAAUUUAAUAGAUGAUAAAUUUUGCGUCACUAUUUUAGAAUUAUUGACUUAACAACUUAAUCUAGCGCUUAGAGAAAGUGAAUAAAGAAGAUAUUUCAAAAAUUAAA